AUGGGUCGCGAGCAGGAAGAAGAUGGGGCCAAGACAAAGCCUAAGCACAUAGCAUUUGAAGAAGUGAGCCUGGAUGGGAGCGACGAGGAUGAUGGAGCUGUCGAGGUCACCUUCGAUCCAGGAAAUCCAUACCGGAGAAAAAGCUCAAUGGUCUCGUCGGAAGCUCCUGUGCCUGCGACAAAGCGCAUGCCUCCAGGCCGACGAGCCGAGUGCGUGGUUCAUCAAUUGAUAGAGGAGCAACGAAAGUCCAAGGAAAGAUCGGCUGGGAACUCUCCCAACCGCAACCAGUAUCAUGCGCAUCCGAUAUACUCGGAGUCACAGAGACACGACGGAGCGGUCGAUAUUAGCAAUGAAAAGAAUAUGGACAGAAUCAUCGAUAAGAAGUGCCCUGCCGCAGAGCAAAGCUGCCGUGCAGUCCUCGACCCUAAUUACUUGGAGGAUGAUAACGAGAUAGGACAGGUGGACCAGAAGGCUUGGACGAAAGAAAUGACCAAGACUGAUUCCGAGACAAAUCUGCACCAAGAGUAUGACGCUGUCCAUAGUCGCAUGUUGACCAAAAAGCAGCUGAGUGAUAUGGCUUGGGGAGUUCGCGAGCUGAGUAGGCGGCUGAGCAGCAUGCGCAUCCGCUUCCGAGUGAGAACCAUCUUUCUUCUGACAAAGAUUCACGACUCGGAUUUGAUUGUCAAAACAAGGGCCCUGGCGCAGUGGUUGCUCAGUAAAGAGCGAGAUGUCAAAUACGUCGUGUAUAUAGAGAAAAUGCUCAAGACCAACAAGAGGUUUGACGCGGGAAAGCUGGUUGACGAUUUGGCUCACGAAUAUGCCAAAGAUGGUAGCGUGACUGAGGAUAGUGCUCGCGAAGGAGUCCAGAGACGCCUCCGGUACUGGGACGAGGACAUGUGCAGAUCACGACCUCAUUCGUUUGAUUUUGUCAUUACUCUCGGAGGAGACGGAACAGUCCUCUACGCGAGCUGGCUCUUCCAGAGGAUUGUGCCACCGGUGCUGAGCUUUGCGCUGGGGAGCCUUGGAUUCCUGACCAAGUUUGACUUUGAAGACUACCAGCCGAUCCUCAAUUCUGCCUUCUCAAAGGGCGUGACGGUCAGCCUGAGGCUUCGGUUCGAGUGCACAGUCAUGAGGAGUGUGCGCAAGAGGCUCCCAGAGUCGGAAUCUGAUGAGGAUGACGACGAGUCGCACUAUAGGCGGGAUCUGGUGGAGGAGCUGAUUGGCGAGGAAAAUGAAGACGAGCACACACAUCGGCCGGAGGGGACGUUUGAGAUUUUGAAUGAGUUGGUUGUUGACCGAGGGCCGAAUCCAACCAUGUCUUUUACGGAAAUCUUUGGAGAUGACGAGCACUUUACUUCGGUGCUCGCAGACGGCAUUUGCGUAUCUACACCAACAGGUUCGACGGCCUAUAACCUCGCCGCUGGCGGCUCCCUAUGCCACCCCGAGAACCCCGUCAUGCUCGUCACCUCCAUUUGCGCCCACACGCUGUCGUUCAGGCCAAUCAUCCUACCGGAUACGAUCGUCCUGCGCGUGGGCGUGCCCUACAACGCCAGAACGGCCUCGUGGGCUAGCUUUGACGGGCGCGAGCGAGUGGAACUGAAGCCCGGCGACUAUGUGACGGUCAGCGCGAGCAGAUAUCCCUUUGCAUCGGUCCAGACGGAAGGGCGGAGGAGCGAAGAUUGGAUAAAUAGCAUCAGUGGUAAGCUGGGAUGGAACACGAGACAGAAGCAGAAGGGAUUCAAAGAGUGGGAUAAAUGA
Messenger RNA from Trichoderma asperellum CBS 433.97, 1758 nucleotides. RefSeq lists its product as uncharacterized. Gene Ontology annotation, biological process: NADP+ biosynthetic process; NAD+ metabolic process. Gene Ontology annotation, molecular function: NAD+ kinase activity. NCBI's taxonomy places the organism in Eukaryota, Fungi, Ascomycota, Sordariomycetes, Hypocreales, Hypocreaceae. The record is from RefSeq and is a predicted model, not a curated record.